CAGAAGAAGAUAAAUCACAUCUAAUCGGCUCAUUGUCUUCUAUGCAGCCCACUCGUGUGGUGUAGGCUUUGUCCCAUUGCCUCUCUGCUCUGUCUCAUUUCCAUCUCUCCUCGCUCCUCUUGGCUAUAAAUAAGGAAAGAUUAAAACCUCUCAUCCGGCUAACCUGCACAACAUCUUCAACUCGCCUGGCAAAAUAUGCUAUGAGGACAGGGCCCAGCGAUGACUGAUGUGGAGCCUGUUGUCACUGACUUUGUAGCCACGGGGAGGACUGGCCGGAGGAACGCUGUACCUGAUAUCGCUGGGGCAGGGCCUGCUGACCUGUCAGACAAACUAGCAGAGCUCUCUGUUGUAGAUGAUGGAGGAGAAGGCGGAGAGGGCUCGUCCUCUGGAAGCCCACCGAAGAGCCCUAUAGAGGGUGAGGAGAAGGACGAGGGGACGUAAUGGGGCCGUAGUCUCUGGCUAACCGACUACAAGAGAAGAUGGAGAACAAGAGAGAGACUGUCUCUACCAUGGCCCACUUCUCCUCAAACAAACCCCAUUGACCAGACAACUGUAAUCGUCAUGCACCGUGCUAUGCAACAUCAGGACACCUACGAUGGAAACUUAAAGAGCUGGAUGAGGAAGGGAGAGCUCUAUAAACAGGAAAAGGCUGUUUCUUUAUAAGUUAAGGGGGUAUUCAUUCAAGAUUACCCAUAAUUCAUUACAUGUACAGAGAAUGAUCCUGCACUUAUGUCCUGUUCAUGUUAGCAUAUGCAGUGAACUGGUGAAGUGGCUGACAGUUGGGCAUGACUCUGAAAAAUGUCAUUUCAUAUUUGAGCAAGAGGGACUUGUACAUACGUUGCAUACGGAGGUGUUCCAAUGAAAGCAUUUUUUCUAAGAAUGUCAAAAUGUAGUUGCAGGAAUGUCUCUUUUUGCACAACAAAAGUAUAAACAUUCCAUUUGGUGAUGUAAGUAAAAUGUGUAUCUUAAAAUUGUGGUUGAUUAGAGUGCUACAGUGCAACCUCUACCUUGUGUGUUUUUUACUGUUAAAAUAUACAUUGUUAACAACUGAGUUAUUAGAAGUAAAACAAAUAUAUAUGUAUUUUCGGUCUGUAAAUAAAGUUUUACAUUAUAUUUGCCACCCAUUAAAGAUGCAUUUCAAUGUCCACUGCAGCUAAUAAACAUAAUGCUUUAUGUACGGCAUU
Coregonus clupeaformis (lake whitefish) is the source of this 1184-nucleotide messenger RNA. RefSeq names its product cAMP-dependent protein kinase inhibitor beta. Gene Ontology annotation, cellular component: nucleus; cytoplasm. Gene Ontology annotation, biological process: negative regulation of cAMP-dependent protein kinase activity. Gene Ontology annotation, molecular function: cAMP-dependent protein kinase inhibitor activity. The transcript has 3 exons. The coding region runs from base 220 to 441 and encodes 73 amino acids. NCBI's taxonomy places the organism in Eukaryota, Metazoa, Chordata, Actinopteri, Salmoniformes, Salmonidae. The record is from RefSeq and is a predicted model, not a curated record.